GAAAAUACCGUUUCGAGAAUAAAGUCGACAUGUCGAAAUCUUGAUUUUUCCAGAAUCAAGUCGGACUUUUGAGAAUAGCCUAAACCAAACUACUAGCUUCUACAAAAUGUAUUAUGAAGGCUAUGAACUCUUGAAAUUAUAGUUCAUAAUUUUAAUAACAAGGAAAUAAUUUCUUUUUUAGCGCAUAAACAUUAGGACUUUGAAGAGAUCGUGCCGAAAACUGCGCCAUCGUACAGUUCGGUGUCUUGCUCAGGGACACCUGGACAUGUGGCCGGACGAGCCUGGGAUUAAACUGCCAACCUUGUGAUGGGGCGACAACUCUACAAACCACCACUGGUGAAAUCUUUCGCCCUGUAAAUAAACCAAUUCAGUGCUCACUGGGCAGCUAAGCAAAGACGGAAGUAGAAAAGAACACGCCAUCUUGCAGAAGCUACAUACUCUUUGGUAGAAGUUUUGCUACACGCACGCAGAUGUCAGCAGAGUUUCUCAAUCUGUCACUUUGCUAGGGGGAGUAGCAGGAGUAGCCUACGUUUGAUGGACUAAGGAAAAAUUGGAAACAGCUACCAUGGCCUUCUGACAACUAUUGUAACCGACUUCCGAUGGACGCUUCGCCCGCUAGCGUAUUGUUAUCACUUUUUAACCGUUAUACCUGUUAGCUUUACUCUUUUCGUUAUUUGACAACUGUGGAGCAAUAACACCCAUGCGCCUGUGCCAGAGGUUAACAUUAACGUUACCAUGCUAACCACCAUUAGCUGCUGCUACUUCACGUAGCGAUGCCCACGUAAAGAGCGGUAAUUCAAUUCUAACAGACGUUUUUUCUUUUAAAGCUACAAAGUCAGCGUCGUUUUGGCCAGUUUCUCGUUCUUGAAAACGAAGCUAUCAAUCUGUGACAGAAAUGGGACUACACCCGCUGGAAUUCAGUGAAUGCUAUCUGGACAGCCCCAGCUUCAGGGAGAAAAUAAAGGCACACGAAGCAGAGCUGGACAGAACUAACAGAUUUAUCAAAGAACUGUACAAAGAUGGGAAAAACCUCAUCAAUGCAACGAAGCAGCUUGGGAUGGCACAACGAAAGUUCGCCCAGUGCCUGGGAGAGUUUCAGUUUGAGUACAUCGGCGACGCAAAGACCGAUGAUGAGAAAUGUAUCGAUGAGUCUUUGCAAGAGUUCUCCUCAUUCCUCAAGAACCUUGAAGACCAAAGAGAGCUGAUGAUGAGAAACAUCACAGAAACCUUAAUGAAACCGCUGGAGAAGUUCAGGAAAGAGCAUCUUGGUACAGUAAGGGCGGAAAGAAAGAAGUAUGAGAAAGAAACAGAGAAGUAUUACAGCUCUCUGGAAAAGCUUCUGAAUAUGUCAGCAAAGAAGAAAGAGCCACAGCUACAAGAGGCAGACGUCCAGGUGGAAACCAUGAGGCUGCACUUUCAGGACGAGUCACUGGACUAUGUGUGCAAACUGCAGGAGAUCCAAGAGAGAAAGAAGUUUGAGUGUGUGGAGCCGAUGCUGGCCUUCUUUCAGACGGUCUUCACCUUUUAUCACCAGGGCUUCGAGCUCGCCAAGGACUUUGACCAUUAUAAAAGAGCACUGCAGAUCAAUAUUCAGAAUACAAGGAGUCGAUUUGAGGGCGCACGGUCAGAGGUGUACGAACUGAUGAAGAGGAUCAGGGAGACACCUCAAGAAUACAGACAGACCAGCCCUAUCAGUUGUGAAGGCUACCUCUAUGUACAGGAAAAACGGCCACCUCCCUUUGGUUCAAGUUGGGUCAAGCGCUAUAGCACUUUUGUCAAAGAGCAGAAAAUUCUGCACAUGGUGACCUUUGACCACCGAUCUGGUGGCAAGAUUGGUGAGACGGAGUCUGUCACGCUCAAAUCCUGUCUCCGCAAAACAACAGACAUGUUGGACAGGAGGUUCUGCUUAGAACUUGACAUAACAGAUCGGCCAGGCACGGUGCUAACAGUACAGGCUCUGUCAGAGGAUGACCACAAGUUUUGGAUGCAAGCCAUGGGUGGGAAGGAACCUAUUGGACACUUUCUUGGGAGGACCUAUUCUAAAGAAAGAGGAAUUGAUGCCCAGCUGGAUGAUGUGGGUUUGAGUUUUAUCAAGAACUCCAUCAGUGCCAUAGAGAAGAGAGGUAUUGAUGACCAAGGCCUGUACAGAGUUGUUGGGGUAAACUCCAAGGUCCAGAAGCUCCUCUUGUUAAUGAUUGAUGAGAAGAGCAACGAAGUGGAUAUGUCCACCAGCGAGGACUGGGACGUUAAGACAAUAACCAGUGCACUGAAGCUUUAUCUGAGGAGCCUUCCUGAGCCGUUGAUGACCUAUGGACUUUACAAAGACUUUAUUAGCCUUGCGAAGGGUGGUAGUCCAGAGUCUCGCAUCCAAGCCGUCCACUGCCUGGUCCACAAACUACCGGAGAGGAAUCGGCAAGUCCUUGGGCUGCUUAUGAAGCAUCUGGCCAAUGUGGCGGCUCACAGUAAACAGAACCUGAUGACCGUGGCCAACCUGGGCGUGGUGUUUGGCCCCACAUUAAUGAGGCCACAAGAGGACACUGUCGCUGCCAUCAUGGAUCUUAAGUUCCAGAACAUUGUGGUGGAGAUCCUCAUUGAGCACAAUGAAAAGAUCUUUGCAGAUGCUCCGGAGUCAUGCCCUUUUUCACCUGCUGGCCCAGUAUUCUCUGCCCCCACAAGGCAGUCCAAGAAGCAGAAUCGACAGAAUCGGCCUCUGGCUGUCUACAAUCCACAAGCCCUAGACAUUCAGAAUGUGUCAGCAGUGGGAGAUGGUUCCAGCCUAGCUACAGAUGAGACAUCAAUGGGCAGCAAUGAGUCUGUAUCGUCCCAGUCAUCGUCAGCCUCGGCCUCAGAGAUGCCUGAGAAGAGUGACCAUGUUCCCCUUAGCAACAGCCUCAGCUCAGGCAGCAACUCUGGGGCCCCCACAGCAGGAGCCUCCUGCUCCAAUACUGGAGCAUCAAGAGAGAGCCAACCUGCUUCCACCACAGCUGCCUCUGAAAAAGAAAAGCCAGAGGAGAGUGUCACCAGCAGGAAAGCCAAAGCAGUGUACCCAUGCGAGGCUGAGCACGACUCUGAGCUCUCCUUCCAGGUCGGCGCAAUAUUCAACGCCGUGACCCAGUCGAGAGAGCCAGGCUGGCUGGAGGGCGAGCUGGAGGGAAAGAGAGGCCUCAUCCCUGAAAACUAUGUCGAGAUGCUGUAGCCCCAAAUGGAAAUAUUUAUGGACUAAGUUAUCACAUCCACCAGGACAAAAAAUAUGCAGACAUGAAUGUGCAUCAACUCUGACAUUCACCUUCAUAGAGCCUCGUUUAUCCAAAUCUCUGAAUUCUCUCAAGCAAGUGACAAUAUGUUAUUACUGGUGGACCAUUCUUGAUGCACAAGUAUAUCCAUUUUUGGCUGGCAAGUAGACGUUUGUGAUCCAUGUGCAAGCAUGUUUCUUUCUUUGAAUUGACUUAUCUACUUGGAUUUCAGCAUUGUAAUCUCAAAAUGGGUUUGCACUUAAAAUAUUCUGCUGUAUACAAAGAUGCUGUAGCCUCUAAACAUCCAGGUAACUUUGCAGCAGCGCUAGAGAGGUCAAAGGCUUCGCUCUCUCCCCCAGUUAUACAUGGUAUCCAUGAGCUCCCAAGUCAAACAGCGAUCCUCAGAAAACUGUAAGGAAGAAUGUCAGCACUCGAGUCACUGUAAUCCGUUUUUGUUAAAGACUGCUUUUGCACCGAAUCCAGCAGCUUUAGACCUUCUCGACAAUGAUGCACAGUGUGUUUUCAGCUUUUAAAAGAUUAGACAUACUGUACUUAACCGUGCCUUAUUCUUUAGAACAGCCAGUGUAAAUGUAUGUACGGGUAUGUAUGAAUGUUACUGCUUUCACUUUUAAAAUGUUGCAUUUGGACAUUCAAAAUUAAGCAUAUCGCUAUUGUAAUUUUAUUUUAUUUUAUUGGCACAUUGAUUGCAUGACUUUUGAAUUAUAAAUACACUCUGUACUGUUUUGUUCUUGGUGCACUCCUUUACAGAAACGCAGUGAAACGCCUCUUUGAUGACUGAUGAGCCUCUCGUGUUAAACACUAGCGUCAGACAGAGUCAGCAGAGGCACAUUUAAAUAGGUAGUAAUGAUUGAAACAAGUGUUUUUUUUUUCCUGUCAAAUGAUCUGUUUUAUUUGUUUUUAAAGCUUUUUUUUUUUUUUUUUAACUUCGCUCAAUUUACUCUGAGCAGAGAAAUGACACUCCCACAAAGUUGAAAUUUUAGUUUUGCAUUAUUUUAUCUUCAACGUCCGUAUAAGUGAUUAGAAAUCAACAUGUUAUAAGACCACAAAAUGCAGUAUUUCAAAGUUUUACAACUGUUGAGUGGUUAUAACCUAAAUAUUAAAAAUAGUUUAUGCCAAGUAUGUUUUACAAGCCUCUGUUAAGUGAUGGACAGGUUUUCAUAUGGAUUGGUUUUAGCAUGUACACGUUGCAUUACAAUGUAUCCAUCAGCUGUUCAAGAAGACACUUUCAUUUUUCUGAGAGCUUUGGUUCAGCAGGCUUUUUCAUUUGCAAUAAUUUAAGACAUUGAUUUAUGAUGUUUGUAAAGGGCCUUCUUUCCUUUUGAUACCUUUGGGUAUCCUCUUGAUCCAUGUUAAACAAACCAAUAAAGCUUCCUUUUGUUCUUUACUGUAAUAUUAA
Messenger RNA from Perca flavescens (yellow perch), 4650 nucleotides. It is a transcript of the gene arhgap10, whose product is annotated as Rho GTPase activating protein 10. The record is from RefSeq and is a predicted model, not a curated record. Gene Ontology annotation, biological process: signal transduction. Gene Ontology annotation, molecular function: protein binding; GTPase activator activity. The coding region runs from base 896 to 3196 and encodes 766 amino acids. Gene Ontology annotation, cellular component: cytoplasm. Lineage: Eukaryota; Metazoa; Chordata; Actinopteri; Perciformes; Percidae. The transcript has 23 exons.